Cuscuta campestris is the source of this 577-nucleotide messenger RNA. The record is from the annotation of a GenBank genome assembly. NCBI's taxonomy places the organism in Eukaryota, Viridiplantae, Streptophyta, Magnoliopsida, Solanales, Convolvulaceae.
UACAUGGCAACAAAAUUUGUGUACCAAAUGUAGGGUUGAAUUGAAGAAGAAACCCCUAUAUUCAUGUUAGGCCACAUACUCCUUAAAAGAAAAUCCAAACUUCAUGGCUUAUCAUACAAACAUAAAAUACAGACAAUAACUAUAAAUAGCCUUGUGUGAGAAAGGGUAAUCCUUCACGAGAACACAAUUAUAAAAACACAGAAUAAAUAUUACAAGAGAAUAAUUAUUAGAAAGUUAUUGCAUUAAAAAAUGGCAUCCACCCAGAAGUUGGUAGCUAUAUUGGUAUUGUGUGUCCUCGUCCUCUCCGCCGUGCAUCUUGACAAGGCGGAAGGUGCAUCUGAGGUCUACAAGCAGUGCUUUGACAAGUGCCAAAAUGAUUGCAUGAAGGAAGGCCGAGGCUACACCGAUUGCGAGAUGAAAUGUGACACCGAGUGUUCCGCUAUCGAGCGUAAAGCUAAUCUUCAAUCAUUGGAGGGUUGAAGGGUCAUCUUAUAUCUGGACGGAGCAAGAAAACCUCAUGAAUGAUCUAUCAUAAAACAAUGUAGGGUAUGAUUAAUAAUAAAGGCAUAGGAAGAGA